Molecule: messenger RNA, 3654 nt
Organism: Biomphalaria glabrata
Lineage: Eukaryota; Metazoa; Mollusca; Gastropoda; Planorbidae
Product: ceramide kinase-like protein
Exons: 13
Coding region: 216-2321 (701 amino acids)
Molecular function (GO): kinase activity
Source: RefSeq, a predicted model, not a curated record
AUUUUAGCCAAUAACUAAAGAGGCAUCGAUUAACUUCCAUAAUGCUCUAGAUCUAGAUCUAAAUUAUGUGACUCAUUAUUAGAUGAAAUAGUUAAGACAGUGUGCUUAAAAAGUUAUGGCGAUCUUCACACGUCAAACUCCUUGAUUCGUUCAUUGAUGGGACUUGAAAUAGUGCGGCUUAAUCAAGGAUAUUUACUGUUGGCUCUUAACAAAAUAUGGAGCCCGACCGUGCAUACAUUCGAGGACAAGACGGAAUACCUGUUUUAGUUGACCACUCUUCUAAUCCAUCAUCCCCAGUAAAUAAAAAGUCUAUGAAGUUUAAAGAAACAAAGACUGACCAGCCUGUAGAUUCCGUUAGAAAAGUAUCAAAGACAACCGGUGAAAUUUUGAAGGCGGUUUUUACCAUUGAUGGUGAAGGAUACGAUGUUAUUUUCAAUGAAAAAAUUGGGCGAAUAUCUUGGUCGACUAUGAACGCAACCGGACGCAGAAGAAGAUCUUCAAAAGGCUUUUCAAGUUUUAUUCAGAAACGAAGACUGUCUAUAACGGAAGAUACAUACCUUGAUGGCUUAGACAUUUCAUCUCUAUUUGGUGUUCAUUUAAAAAGACGUCAGAAAUCUAGCAGUGGCAAAGAAGAUGAAGGACAAUGUUUAGGCAUUGUGCUGAGCAUGAUUGAGAAGAAAAAUGUGAAUAUGUUAAGAGAGAAAACAGCAUUUCUAGAACAUCCCAGUGAAGAAUUAUGUUCUCCUUGGGUGGAAAAAAUUAAAGAUUGUAUUAAAAAAAUUCACCAUAGGCCUGCUGUCAUAAAACUAUUUCUGCAACCCUUUGCUGGAAAUAAAACUGGUCGAAGUCUUUAUAAAAAUACUAUUUCUCCAUUGUUUCAAAGUGCAGGUGUAAGCGUGGAUUUAACUGAGAUAAAACAUAAUGAAUUUGUAAAACAAGAAAUGGUACAUUUAAACCUUCAAGAUUAUGACUGUAUUGUUUGCAUGGGUGGAGAUGGUACAGUUAAUCACUUGGUGAAUGCUUUACUCACUCGUGCUCAGAAAGAAAAAGAUAUUGAAAUGAAACACAAUAUCACUCCAGUUAAAUGCCCCAUCCCACUAGGGAUCAUACCUACAGGGAAAACAAAUGACAUUGCUCAGUCAGUGAUGGGAGUUGCUGAUGCUGUGACAGCUACAUUACAUAUUAUUCAUGGCAAUUUUCAAGAUGUGGAUAUUUGUUCUGUAUACACACCUGAGAGAUUUCACCAAUGGGCUUUCAAUUGCCAGUAUGGCUUCACAGGCCAGGUUCUGACAUUCAUGAAAAAAUAUAAAACAUUGGGCUCUAAAAGAAUAGAUGCAGCUGUUAUUAAAGCCCUUACCAAAUCUAAAAUGAGAGCUUAUGAGUGUGACAUUGAGUAUAUUCCUGCUGAGUCUUCUUAUCCUAAAAAUACAGUUUGCAGAACAGGCUGUGACAUCUGUUGGAAUGAUGAAUGCAAACUAGAGCAUACAGAGGAGACAACUAUAGAUCUAGUACAGGAAUUGGAUCCCUUGAGUCAAUCUUUCUCAAGUGAUGCGAGUUCUAUUAUAGAUCUUCCACAGAACAACCCAUGGCGAUCAUUGAAAGGGAAAUACCUAAAUGUUGGUCUCUUUACACUUCCUGGAAUUUCAGAUUAUGCACCUCAAGGAUUCAGCAGAUACACACAUCUUAAUAAUGGUGUGAUUGAUUUAGUACUAAUCAAAGAUGUGGAAAAAAAAGAGUUUGUUAGACAUUUGCGGAGAUUUGGAAAUACUAAAGAUCCAUUUGAUUUUCCCUUUGUUGAAAUGUACCGAGUGAAAGAGCUUCGAUUCCGUCCACGAUAUCCCACAGGCUGGAACUACAACGAUCAUGACUUCAAUGAAAUCAAAUAUCAAAUGUCCAGAGAAGCAUCCCAACUACAAGUCAAGAAAUCUGUAGAAGUUAUAAAUGACUUGGAUCAUAUUACAAACCAUGACAACAAUCCUAGCAUAGAUACACUCGACUUAUCUGAUGAAGAAGAUGAACAAGAAGAAGAGAAAUCUGAAAAUCAAAAUCCACCAGAACGCCUUGUGGGACCCAUGUAUAGAAAGACUUUCUCAGAGAUAGAAAGGGAAAAACACAAAUGGCAUGUUAGAAAGAAAGAAGAAAAACUUAAAGCCAAAGAACAGGCAAAAAUGGUUUCUGUCUGGAGUAUUGACAAUCAAAUAGUCAACAAGCUUGAAUUAGACUUCAAAGUUCAUCAUGGUCUCUUGAGUGUUUCUGGACUUGGAGUUUCACCACAUACAGAGUUCAGCGAGGUUAGACUAGGCUGUUUGUCUGGCAUGUAGUUCAGUGACAUUCUCAGGAUGAUAUUGUCUGUGCAACUACAAACAUUUGUGUGAUGAUGGUACCCACUGAAUGAUAUUGAAGACUGAAAAUAUUGAGUUCAGGCAUUUUCUUGGCCCAAUUAUGUUUAACUUUAUUUACUAGUCAAAGUCUCUGAAGAGUUCACUCAAUGGAAGUUGAUGAUGAUUUAUCUUUAAAAUAGCAACAACACUCAAAAUAAAAUAAUAAACUUAUGCGAGUUUAUAUUAACUUAGGCUAUUAGCUGUAGCUUCUGAAUGAAACCUUAUGGAAAGUAUGUUAUCAUUCCUUAAAAAUAAUUAUCAGCACAUAACGAUACAUUUAAAGUUUACUUCUAGCCUUUAAUUUUGAAAUAAAGUAGAUAGAUUGGGUAACUAUAUUUAAUAUUAAAAUUCAAUUAAAAACAACAUCUGACCCCCGUAAGCAGUUUUUUUAAUACAAAAGCUAGAAAUCAACUAAAUCAACUUCCAUUUCUAAUAAUCCGUGGUAGUCUUUUUUUUUUCAAGUGUUCAAAUAUUUUAUUAAAAAUUGAGAUUUAUAAAGGGACAUAAUGUUUAUAGAUGAUCAUGUUAAAUGUUAUUAGACUGUUCAUAUCCAUUAAACUAAUUUUUAUAUGACAGUACUCUAAUAUAUUAAUGUAUAUCAUUUUAGUAUUGUUAAAGAAUCUAUUUCGUUUGAUUUAAUACUGUCUGGCUCACAAUAGUUGUAAUGCCUUUAAAAAUGUUGAUUACCAGAACAUAUUUUUUCGCCUUCUGACCAUGGAAAUGUUCAAUCAAGUAUUUACAUACUCUUUAUGAUAGCAUUUCAUUUUCCAUACCAUGAAAUCGUCUGACAAAAUGUAUUAGUCUGGCGAAAACGUUUUCUUCACUUAGAGCACAUUGUGUAAUUAUUUUGUGAAACAAAUCACCAUAUUUAUACACUGAAUGUUUUUCAUUUUGAGCAAAGUUGUUUCUUUUAAUAAAUGAUGUCAUUUGAACGAUUGUAUUUCUUUCAUUAAGAACUAUAUUUUUUAUAAAUUAUUAUUUAUAUACAGCAUUAUAUGUUCACAAUGAUAAACUUUCAAAGUCACUGUUCUGUUGUAUAACUUGCUUGAUUUCUCUAACUAGCAAUAAAUAGACUUUCUGUAUUUUGUGUACAAUCCAAACAUCUUUUAAAACAAUUUUAAAAUGUUGACAUGUAUAAUUACUAUACAAUAUGCAUUUUUAUGUAGUCACAGUAGUCAAGAGAUGUUUACUAAAUGGAAAGUAGCAGAGUGUCUUUUUUUUCUAUGUACAUUUAUAGAAAAUGUUCCUGUCACAAAUAAAUAACAACCAAGUU